AUGCCCAUCGCUAUUCCCACCCCAGUAGAAGCUUUUGCCCGUGCUGACGAUCCCAAAGGUCGAAAGUUCGAUGAGAUCUCCGACGCUGUCGAUGACAUCAACGUGGCGCAGUUGAAAUCAUCUGCCCAUGCGGACGGUGACAACGCGUAUGACAACUCUGCUUUCGACUCCGAGAAGGACAAGGAAACUUUCCGUCAAUUCGUCGACAGUAACGAGAGCUCUAGGAGGUUCUACAUCGAACAACACACCAAGCAAACUGUAGAAUUUAAUGUUGAAGCCCGUCGAAAGGUUUUCGAGACAGCUCGUACCUCCAUGAGCGUCUGGGAGGCCAUGGAGCUGCUCAACACUCUCGUCGACGCCUCAGACCCCGACACCAGUGCCACCCAGAUUCAGCAUCUUCUGCAGACUGCUGAGGCUAUGCGCAAAGACGGCAAGCCAGAAUGGAUGCAAGUUACCGGCCUGGUCCACGAUCUUGGCAAGCUCCUGUACUUCUUCGGAUCUGAUGGACAAUGGGACGUCGUUGGUGAUACAUUCGUUGUCGGCUGUCAAUUCCCUACCGACAAGAUUGUAUACCCCGAUACAUUUGGCGAAAACCCAGAUCUCCAUCAUGAAGUGUACUCCACCAAAUUCGGCAUGUACAAGCCAAAUUGCGGCUUGGAGAAUGUUAUGAUCUCCUGGGGACAUGACGAGUACUUGUAUUUGAUUUGCAAGGAACAAUCAUCACUUCCCCAAGCAGCUCUCCACAUGAUUCGAUACCACUCUUUCUACCCAUGGCACAGGGAGAGAGCUUACACCUAUUUCGAAAACGAGGCGGAUAAGCAGGCUCUCAAGGAUGUGCUCGCUUUCAACCCCUACGAUCUGUACUCGAAAUCAGACUCGCUUCCUGAUCCCGUCGCACUCCGACCAUACUACGAGGGAUUAAUCGCUAAAUUCUUCCCCGAAAAGAUAAAAUGGUAG
Kwoniella shivajii is the source of this 957-nucleotide messenger RNA. RefSeq lists its product as uncharacterized. Gene Ontology annotation, cellular component: cytoplasm. The transcript is spliced from 4 exons. NCBI's taxonomy places the organism in Eukaryota, Fungi, Basidiomycota, Tremellomycetes, Tremellales, Cryptococcaceae. Bases 1 to 957 code for a protein of 318 amino acids. Gene Ontology annotation, molecular function: inositol oxygenase activity; iron ion binding. The record is from RefSeq and is a predicted model, not a curated record. Gene Ontology annotation, biological process: inositol catabolic process.